AUGAGGACGUCCAUAACGCGGAGUCAAGCCAGGAAGCUCCUGCACAACAAGUUUGUGGUGAUUCUCGGUGACUCAGUGCAGCGCGCCAUAUACAAAGACCUGGUGCUGCUGCUUCAGAGGGAUCAGUACUUGACUCUGUCUCAGCUGAAAACCAAGGGGGAGAUCUCCUUCGAGCAGGACUUCCUGAUCGAGGGGGGUCGACUGGGUUUCAUGAACAAUGGCACCGAGUACAGAGAGGUGCGACAGUACCGCUCAGACCACCACCUGAUGCGGUUCUACUUCCUGACGCGAGUCUUCUCCUCGUACAUGAAGAGCAUCCUGGAGGACUUCAGACGAGGAAUCAAACCUGACGUCAUCAUAGUCAGCUCGUGUGUCUGGGACAUCUCCAGGUACGGCCCUGUGAGUCUCGGAGACUACAGAGAGAACCUCCACCAGUUCUUCAGUCAGAUUAAAAACAUCGUUCCUCUCGACUGUCUCAUCCUGUGGAACAUGGCCAUGCCACUUGGCAAGAAAAUCAAGGGAGGAUUCCUGGUGCCUGAAGUGAGCCACCUUGGCCCCUCUCUGCGUCACGAUGUCAUUGAAGCAAACUUCUUCGGCUGCAUGACCGCGGACGAAUACAGCCUGGACGUCCUCGACCUGCACUUCCACUUCCGCCUCAGCCUGCAGCACCGCAUGCCGGACGGCGUCCACUGGGACGCGCUGGCCCAUCGACACAUCAGCAGCCUGCUGCUGCAUCAUGUCGCUGACGCCUGGGGAGUCGACCUGCAUGAGCCCGCUGCCUCUCAAGGACAAGUAACCCCCGAGAGAUCAGUCCCGCCGCAUUUCGAGCAGAGUCCCUUCUGGUCAGACAGACUUGAGCUGCCACAGCAAAACUCACACAAACUCACAGUAACCCACGAGAGAUCGGUCCCGCCGCAUUUCGAGCAGAGUCCCUUCUGGUCAGACAGACUUGAGCUGCCACAGCAAAACUCACACAAACUCACAGUUCUGCAGGGUUACACAGACUUUGAACGUCACACCACCAGACCAGAAAGACCCCACCCGAGACCGCUGCAGGACCUAGGUUAUCAACCUCCGAACACUCCGAACCGAUUCCCGGAGGAGCGAGGUCGUCAACAGUUACAAUAUGAUCGGCCAUCUUUUGACUACAGGCUCCAUGAAGGUGGAGAUAAUGGUUUCCGAGCAGAUGAUCGCUGCAUGAGACGGAGGAGGAGGCCUAACAGGACUCAGCCGUACCCCUCUCAUCAGCCCCCCCACACGCCACACAGGUACCCUGCGUACAGAUGGUGA
Labrus mixtus (cuckoo wrasse) is the source of this 1290-nucleotide messenger RNA. It is a transcript of the gene fam113, whose product is annotated as family with sequence similarity 113. The transcript has 10 exons. NCBI's taxonomy places the organism in Eukaryota, Metazoa, Chordata, Actinopteri, Labriformes, Labridae. The record is from RefSeq and is a predicted model, not a curated record. Bases 1 to 1290 code for a protein of 429 amino acids.